AUGUACAGCCUCGGCAGCCUUAGGCCCCCAGCUCUCCGGCCCUGUAUCCUGAAGGCCCCGCAGCUCUCAGGCCCUGCAGCCCAAAGGCCCCGCAGCUCUCAGACCCCACCUCCCUCAGGCCCCAGCAACCUCAGGCCCCCAGCUCUCAAGCCCUGCAGCUCUAAGGCCCCACAGCUCUCAGACCUUGCAGCCCAAAGGCCCCGCCGCUCUCAGUCCCCGCCACCCUCAGGGCCCAGCAACCUCAGGCCCCCAUCUCUCAGGCCCUGCAGCCCUAAGGCCCCACAUCUCUCAGACCUUGCAGCCCAAAGGCCCCGCCGCUCUCAGUCCCCGCCAACAUCAGGCCCCCAGCUCUCAACCCCAACUCCGUCAGGCCCUGGCACCAUCAGGCCUGCAGUUCUCUGGCCCUGCAGCCCUCAGGCCCCGCCGCUCAAAGACCCCACCUCCCUAAAGCCCCAGCACCCUCAGGCGCCAAGCUCCCAAGCCCUGCAGCCCUCAGGCCCCGCCGCUCUCAGACCCCACCUCCCGCAGGCCCCGCUCCCAGGCCCUACAGCCAUAAGCCCCUCUGCUCUCAGGCCCUGCAGCCCUCAGGCCCUACCGCUCUCAGACCUCACCUCCCUCCGGCCCCAGCACCCUCAGCCAGCCAGCUCUCAGGCCCUGCACCCCUUCGGCCCCAACGCUCUCAGAUCCCGCAUCCCUCAGUCCCCGGCACCCUCAGGCCCCCAGCUCUCAGGCCCUGGCAGCCUCAGGCCCCCAGCUCUCAGGCCCUGCAGCCCUCAAGCCCCGCCGCUCAAAGACCCCACCUCCCUUAGGCCCCAGCAUCCUCAGGCCCCCAGCUUUCAGGCCUUGCAGCCCUCAGGCUCUGCCACUCUCAGACCCCACCUCCCUCAAGCCCUGGCAGCCUCAGGUCGCCAGCUCUCAGGCCCUGCAGCCCUAAGGCCCCGCUACUCUCAGACCCCACCUCCCUCAGGCCCCGGCACCCUCAGGCCCUGCAGACCUAAGGCCCACCAGCUCUCAGGCCCUAUUUCCCUAAGACCCCCGCAGCCCCCAAACCCUUCAGCGGACAUGCAGCCCUACGGCCCCACAGCUCUCAGACCCGACCUCCCUCAGGGCCUGGCACCCUCAGGCCCCCAGCUCUCCAGCUCUGCAGCCCCAAGGACCUGCCGCUUUCAGGCCCUGCAUCCCUCAGGCCCCAGCACCCUCAGGCCCUGUCGCUGUCAGAACCCAACUCUCUCUGGCCCUGGCAGCCUCAGGCCCUUAGUCCUCAGGCCCUGCAGCCCUCAGGCCCCGCCGCUCAAAGACCCCAGCUCCCUUAGGCCCCAGUACCCUCAGCCCCCCAGCAUUCAGGUCCUGCAGCCCUCAGGCCCCGUCGCUGUCAGGCCCUGCAGCCCUAAGGCCCCGCAGCUCUCAGGCCCUGCAGCCCUCAGGCCCCGCCGCUCUCAGACCCCAACUCCCUCAGGCCACAGCACCCUCAGGCCCCUAGCUCUCCGGCCCUGCUGCCUUCUGGCCCCACCACUCUCAGACCCCACCUCCCACAGGCCCCGGCACACUCAGGCCCCCAGCUCUCAGCCCAAAGGCCCCGCCGCUCUCAGUCUGCGCCACCCUCAGGGCCCCAGCUCUCAGUCCCCGCCGCCAUCAGGCCCCCAGCUCCCAGGCCCUGCAGCCCUCAGACCCCACCUCCCUCAGGCCCCGGCACCCUCAGGCGCCCAGAUCUCAGGCCCAGUAGCCCUAAGGCCCACCAACUCUCAGGCCCUGCUGUCCUUAGGCCCCGCAGCUCCCAGGCCCUGCAGCCCUCAAGCCCCGCCGCUCAAAGACCCCACCUCCCUUAGGCCCCAGCAUCCUCAGGCCCCCAGCUUUCAGGCCUUGCAGCCCUCAGGCUCUGCCACUCUCAGACCCCACCUCCCUCAAGCCCUGGCAGCCUCAGGUCGCCAGCUCUCAGGCCCUGCAGCCCUAAGGCCCCGCUACUCUCAGACCCCACCUCCCUCAGGCCCCGGCACCCUCAGGCCCCCAGAUCUCAGGCCCUGCAGACCUAUGGCCCACCAGCUCUCAGGCCCUAUUGCCCUAAGACCCCGCAGCUCCCAAACCCUUCAGCCGCCCCCAGCUCUCCAGCUCUGCAGCCCCAAGGACCUGCCGCUCUCAGGCCCUGCAGUCCUCAGGCCCCAGCACCCUCAGGCCCUGUUGCUGUCAGACCCCAACUCCCUCUGGCCCUGGCAGCCUCAGGCCCCCAGCUCUCAGGUCCUGCCCCCAGCUCUCCAGCUCUGCAGCCCCAAGGACCUGCCGCUCUCAGGCCCUGCAGCCCUCAAGCCCCAGCACCCUCAGGCCCUGUUGCUGCCCUGCAGCCCUCAGCCCCCGCCGCUCAAAGACCCCAGAUCCCUUAGGCCCCAGUACUCUCAGGCCCCCAGCUGUCAGGCCCUGCAGCCCUCAGGCCCUGCCGCUCUCAUGCACUGCAGCCCUAAGGCCGCGCAGAUCACAGGCCCUGCAGCCGUAAGCCCCCACUGCUCUCAGACCCCGCAUCCCUCAGGCCCCACAGCUCUCAGGCCCUGCACUCCUCAGGCCCCGGCACCCUCAGGCCCCCAGCUCUCAGGCCCACAGCUCUCCAGCUCUGCAGCCCCAAGGACCUGCUGCUCUCAGGCCCUGCAGCCCUCAGGCCCCAGCACCCUCAGGCCCUGUCAGACCCCAAUUCCCUCUGGCCCUGGCAGCCUCAGGCCCUUAGUCCUCAGGCCCUGCAGCCCUCAGGCCCAGCCGCUCAAAGACCCAAGCUCCCUUAGGCCCCAGUACCCUCAGGCCCCCAGCUUUCAGGCCCUGCAGCCCUCAGGCCCUGCCGCUCUCAUGCCCUGCAGCCCUAAGGCCGCGCAGAUCACAGGCCCCAGCACCCUCAGGCCCCGAGCUCUCAGGCCCUACAGCCCUCAGGCCCCGCCGCUCUCAGACCCCACCUCCCUCAGGCCCCGGCACUCUCAGGCCUCCAGAUCUCAGGCCCUGCAGCCCUACGGCCCCGCAGCUCCCAGGCCCUGCAGCCCUCAGGCCCCGCUACUCUCAAACCCCACCUCCCUCAGACCCCACCUCCAUCACGUACCAGCACCCUCAGGCCCCCAGCUCUCAGGCCCAGCAGCCCUAAGGCCCCGCAGCUCUCAGGCCCUGCAGUCCUCAGGCCCCGCCGCUCUCAGUCCCCACCACCCUCAGGACCCGGCACACUCAGGCCCCCAGCUCUCAAGCAUUGCAGGCGUCAUGCCCCGCCGUUCUCAGAUCCCACCUCCCUCACCCCCAGAUCUCAGGCCCUGCAGCCAUAAGGCCCACCAGCUCUCAGGCCCUGCUGCCCUAAGGCCACGCAGCUCCCUGGCCCUGCAGCUGCCCCAGCACCCUCAGGCCCCCAGCUCUCAAGCCCUGCAGUCCUCAGGCCCCACCAGUCUCAGACCCCGCAUCCCUCAGGCCCCACAGCUCUCGGGCCUUGCUGGCCUCCGGCCCCAGCACUCUCAGACCCCACCUCCCUCAGGACCUCCAGCCCUAAGGCCCCACAGCUCUCAGACCCGACCUCCCUCAGGCCCUGGCACCCUCAGGCCCUGUCAGACCCCAACUCGCUCUGGCCCUGGCAGCCUCAGGCCCUUAGUCCUCAGGCCCUGCAGCCCUCAGGCCCAGCCGCUCAAAGACCCCAGCUCCCUUAGUCCCCAGUACCCUCAGGCCCCCAGCUUUCAGGCCCUGCAGCCCUCAGGCCCUGCCACUCUCAUGCCCUGCAGCCAUCAGGCCCCCAGCUCUCAGUCCCCGCCACCCUCAGGUCCCCAGCUCUCAGGACCUGCAGCCCUAAGGCCCCACAGCUUUCAGGCCCUGCAGCCCUCAGGACCUGCCGCUUCCAGACCCCACCUCCCUCAGUCCCUGGCACCCUCAGGCCCGCGGCUCUCCAGCUCUGCAGCCCCAAGGACCUGCCGCUCUCAGGCCCUGCAGCCCUCAGGCCCCAGCACCCUCAGGCCCUGUCGCUGUCAGACCCCAACUCCCUCUGGCCCUGGCAGCCUCAGGCCCCCCGCUCUCAGGCCCUGCAGCCCUCAGCCCCCGCCGCUCAAAGAGCCCAGAUCUCUUAGGCCCCAGUACCCUCAGGCCCCCAGCUCUCAGGCCCUGCAGCCCUCAGGCCCUGCCGCUCUCAUGCCCUGCAGCCCUAAGGCCGUGCAGACCACAGAGCCCACCUCCCUCAGGUCCCGGCACCCUCAGCCCCCCAACUCUCAGUCCCCGCCACCCUCAGGCCCCAACACCUUCAGGCACCGCUUCUCUCAGGCACUGCAGUCCUCAGGCCCUGCCACUGUCAGAACCCACCUCCCUCAGGCCCUGGCACCCUCAGGCCCCCAGCUCUUAUUCCCUGCCACUCUCAGGGCCCCAGCUCUCAGUCCCCGCCACCCUCAGGGCCCCAGCUCUCAGUCCCUGCAGCCCUCAGGCCCCCAGCUCUCAGGCCCCCAGCUCUCCAGCUCUGCAGCCCCAAGGACCUGCCGCUCUCAGGCCCUGCAGCCCUCAGGCCCCAGCACCCACAGGCCCUGUCGCUGUCAGACCCCAACUCCCUCUGGCCCUGGCAGCCUCAGGUCCCCCGCUCUCAGGCCCUGCAGCCCUCAGCCCCCGCAGCUCAAAGACCCCAGAUCCCUUAGGCCCCAGUACUCUCAGGCCCCCAGCUGUCAGGCCCUGCAGCCCUCAGGCCCUGCCGCUCUCAUGCCCUGCAGCCCUAAGGCCGCGCAGAUCACAGGCCCUGCAGCCGCCCUGCACUCCUCAGGCGCCAGCACCCUCAGGCCCCCAGCUCUCAGGUCCUGUAGCCCUCAGGCCCUGCUGCUCUCAGGAGCUGCAGCCCUAAGGCCCCGCAGCUUUCAGGCCCUGCAGCCCUCAGGCCCUGCCGCUCUCAGACCCCAACUCCCUCAGGACCUGGCACCCUCAGGCCCCCAGCUCUCCAGCUCUGCAGCCCCAAGGACCUGCCGCUCUCAGGCCCUGCAGCCCUCAGGCCCCAGCACCCUCAGGCCCUGUCAGACCCCAACUCAUUCUGGCCCUGGCAGCCUCAGGCCCUUAGUCCUCAGGCCCUGCAGCCCUCAGGCCCAGCCGCUCAAAGACCCCAGCUCCCUUAGGCCCCAGUACCCUCAGGCCCCCAGCUUUCAGGCCCUGCAGCCCUCAGGCCCUGCCGCUCUCAUGCCCUGCAGCCCUAAGGCCGCGCAGAUCACAGGCCCCCCCUCCCUCAGAUCUCAGGCCCUGCAGCCCUACGGCCCCGCAGCUCCCAGGCCCUUCAGCCCUCAGGCCCCACCGUUCUCAGACCCCUCCUCCCUCAGGCCCCGGCACACUCAGGCCCCCAGCUCUCAGGCCCUGCAGCCCUCAGGCCCCACCGCUGCCCUGCAGCCCUCAGGCCCAACCACUCUCAGACCCCACCUCACUCAGGCCCUGCUGCCCUCUGGCCCCGCCACUCUCAGACCCCACGACCUGCAGGCCCCGGCACACUCAGGCCCCCAGCUCUUAGGCCCUGCAGUCCUCAGGCCCCGCCACUCUCCGACCCCACCUCCCUCAGGCCCCGGCACCCUCAGGCCCUCAGAUCUCAGGCCCUGCAGUCCUAAGGCCCACCCGCUCUUAGGCCCUGCUGCCCUAAGGCCCCGCAGCUCCCAGGCCCUACAGCCACCCCACCUCCAUCACGUACCAGCACCCUCAGGCCCCCAGCUCUCAGGCCCAGCAGCCCUAAGGCCCCGCAGCUCUCAGGCCCUGCAGUCCUCAGGCCCCGCCGCUCUCAGUCCCCACCACCCUCAGGCCCCGGCACACUCAGGCCCCCAGCUCUCAAGCAUUGCAGGCCUCAUGCCCCGCCGUUCUCAGACCCCACCUCCCUCACCCCCAGAUCUCAGGCCCUGCAGCCAUAAGCCCCCACAGCUCUCAGGCCCCAGCACCCUCAGGCCCCCAGCUCUCAGGCCCUGCAGCCCUCAGGCCCCACCGCUGUUAGACCCCACUUCCCUCAGGCCCCAGCACCCUCAGGCCCCCAGCUCUCAAGCCCUGCAGUCCUCAGGCCCCACCAGUCUCAGACCCCGCAUCCCUCAGGCCCUGGCACCCUCAGGCCCUCAGAUCUCAGCACCCUCAGGCCCCCAGCUCUCAGGCCCAGCAGCCCUAAGGCCCCGCAGCUCUCAGGCCCUGCAGUCCUCAGGCCCUGCCGCUCUCAGUCCCCACCACCCUCAGGCCCCGGCACACUCAGGCCCCCAGCUCUCAAGCAUUGCAGGCCUCAUGCCCCGCCGUUCUCAGACCCCACCUCCCUCACCCCCAGAUCUCAGGCCCUGCAGCCAUAAGGCCCACCAGCUCUCAGGCCCUGCUGCCCUAAGGCACCGCAGCUCCCUGGCCCUGCAGCUGCCCCAGCACCCUCAGGCCCCCAGCUCUCAAGCCCUGCAGUCCUCAGGCCCCACCAGUCUCAGACCCCGCAUCCCUCAGGCCCCGGCACCCUCAGGCCCUCAGAUCUCAGGCCCUGCAGUCCUAAGGCCCACCCGCUCUUAG
Brienomyrus brachyistius is the source of this 6474-nucleotide messenger RNA. Its product is annotated as proline-rich protein 36-like. NCBI's taxonomy places the organism in Eukaryota, Metazoa, Chordata, Actinopteri, Osteoglossiformes, Mormyridae. Bases 1 to 6474 code for a protein of 2157 amino acids. The transcript is spliced from 24 exons. The record is from RefSeq and is a predicted model, not a curated record.